UGCAUACUGAACCCAAGUUGGUUCACGGCGACUUUAGGAACUCGCGCCAUGUCCAGCCAGGAAGCCACGGCGACGGAAACCGCCCACCGCGAGCUCUCUAUGAACACACAUGAAGCUGGAAGGAUAACGAGGAGGCAUUAUCCCUUCGGUCGUGACCUGGUGCGCCAUCUAGAGGAAGCUUCGUCCCCGGCGUUACCUGUCGGCGCGAUUGUCGGCAUAGCGCUUGGAGUCGUCGUCGUCGGCUUUGUCGUUUACAAUUGCAUUCGUCGCCUCCGCCUUGAGAACAGACGAAAGAAAACCCAAAUGCAGAUGGACCGUGCCUUGCUCGAAGGUGCCCAGCAGGACCCGACCAUGUUGAUGGACGACCCUUCCCACUUGUAUCCGCCACCGUCGUCGUCCACUACACCUAAAAUCCCAAAACGUCCCGACAUCGGCAUUGUCCAAACGCCCAUCGAACACGUUGUUGGCAGUACAGGCUCGGACGACUUUGUCAUCAUGGGCAACAACGGGAAACCACCUCCAAUCCCACGUCUUCCCAAAGCGAACAAGGUCGGCGUGCAUCAUGUCACUGCCCCACCUGCCUACAUACACCCGUCGUCCACGAAACCACUGCCUGCGCCAGGGAGCCACGCGGAAUCAUCGUUUGCCGCAUCCUGUAUCAGUGACGACAUCGCUAUGUUGCAGUCCUCUCGUGGCGGCAGCUUUGACAGCGAGGUCGUCGAGCAUACAAAACCACGCGCCGUGUAGACUCGAUCGUGUUUAUGUCGAAUGUUAUCGUACCAUAUCGUGGGUUGCACGGUUUCAAAUGGUUUGACCCGCGCAUGCUCUGGACACGCCGC
This is a messenger RNA of Aphanomyces astaci, 839 nucleotides long. RefSeq lists its product as hypothetical. Lineage: Eukaryota; Oomycota; Saprolegniomycetes; Saprolegniales; Verrucalvaceae. The record is from RefSeq and is a predicted model, not a curated record. The coding region runs from base 49 to 747 and encodes 232 amino acids. The transcript has 2 exons.